GUCGGCCGGCGGAAUAACUUUCGCGCAGCUCCCAAGACCUCGGUUGCCAGCGGCUGUUGUUCCCUCACCCGAAUCGCGCUUGAAGUUGCGACGAAACACCGACCUUAUUAUUCUCCAGAGCGCCUGCCUCUGCAAUCACGCGUACGACAUUCCCUCUUAAAUAUAGAGCUGCCCCGACAUCGCCCGAGCUCGCAGCUAAUUUGAGAAUGUCGACCUUCAGUCGCAACCUGUGCAGCACCGCAUCACGAUCCCUUCGUCAGCGGUCAGCCCUUUGCGCAAGAGCCGUGCGGCCAAUUGCCCUCCGAACCUCACCUACAAGCACACGCAUCGCUGCCGCAACUUCAUUCUCCACCAUGACCUCUCUCAAGAGUGCUGCCCCGCCCGUCUCUGGCAACCGAGAGUACGACCCAGAGAUCAAGGAUGUGGCCAACUACAUCCACAAUGUCAAGAUCGAUUCUGAGCUUGCCUACGACACUGCCCGCUGGGUCUUCGUUGACACUCUUGGCUGCGGUCUCAAGGCCCUUGAGUUCGAGCAAUGCAGGAAUAUUCUUGGUCCUAUCGUCGAGGGUACCGUGGUGCCCAAUGGUACCAAAGUGCCCGGUACCGGCUACCAGCUCGAUCCUGUGAACGGUGCCUUCAAUAUUGGCGCCAUGAUUAGAUGGCUCGACUUCAACGACUGCUGGCUCGCAGCUGAGUGGGGUCACCCCUCCGACAACCUGGGUGCCAUUCUCGCAACCGCCGACUGGAUCACGCGGACAAACAAGAAUGGCGGAAACCUCGGUAAUGGCAAGAUCUUUAAGGUCAGGGAUGUCCUUGAGGCUAUGAUCAGGGCACAUGAAAUCCAGGGCUGCAUGGCACUGGAGAACUCGUUCAACAAGGUUGGUCUCGACCACGUUGUACUUGUCAAGCUUGCAUCCACCGCUGUGGUCUCCAAGAUGAUGGGCCUGAACGAGACUCAGACUCGUGACGCUAUCUCGCAAGCUUGGGUCGAUGGACAGUCCCUCCGAACCUACAGGCACUCGCCCAACACCAUGUCCCGUAAAUCGUGGGCCGCAGGUGACGCGUGCCAGAAGGCCGUGAACAUUGUUCUCAAGGUGCUCAAAGGAGAGCAGGGUCUUCCCACUGUUCUCUCCGCCCCUGUUUGGGGCUUCUACGAUGUGGCCUUCAAGGGCAAGCCCUUCCAGUUCCAGAGGGAAUACGGUAGCUACGUCAUGGAGAACGUUCUGUUCAAGGUCUCCUACCCUGCCGAAUUCCACUCCCAGACGGCUGUCGAGGCUGCCCAGCGCCUCAACAAGAAGCUCAAGGCAAUGGGCAAGUCCGCCGAGGACAUCGAGAGCGUUGUCAACCGCACCCACGAGGCAUGCAUUCGCAUCAUCGACAAGCAGUUUAAGCCCAUGGAGAACUUUGCCGACCGUGACCACUGCGUCCAGUACAUGGUUUCCACCAUGUUCGUUUUCAACCGCCUCGAGGCCACCGACUACCCUGAUGAUAGCGAGGCUGCCACCUCCGCCCUCGUUGAGUCCCUCCGACAGCGCAUCAGCUGUGUCGAGGACCCGCAGUUCACCAAGGACUACCACGAUCCCGCGAAACGCACAAUCUCCAACGCUCUUACCGUGACAUUGAAGGACGGCACCGUGCUCGACGAAGAAGUUGUUGAGGCUCCUCUGGGCCACCGUCUGCGACGAGAGGAGGCUAAGCCCGAAAUCCUCGCCAAGUACAAGAACCAUCUCGGCCCCCACUACCCUGCGGAGCACGUGAACAAGCUUGUCGACCUUGCCCAGGAUGGCAAGACGCUCGACAACAUGGACAUUGAUGAGUACGUGGACCUUUAUGUAAAAAACUAGGCGACCAUAUGGCGCUAUGAGUAGACUUGGAACGAUAUGUUGAAACUUCACACUGUGCUUUAGUUGAACUAAGUGAUGCUGUAACAUCGUUAUUCACUGCGACGCGGAACGCGACCUUGCUUUGCAUUUAGCAAUCAUCCGUUGUGGCUGUCUCUACACCGAGUCGAAGCAAGUUGAACCAUGCUUCUCGUCUAUGGUCACAAUGCUUCUUCUUGGGCAA
Paraphaeosphaeria sporulosa is the source of this 2064-nucleotide messenger RNA. RefSeq names its product 2-methylcitrate dehydratase-like protein. Bases 207 to 1844 code for a protein of 545 amino acids. Lineage: Eukaryota; Fungi; Ascomycota; Dothideomycetes; Pleosporales; Didymosphaeriaceae. The transcript is spliced from 2 exons. Gene Ontology annotation, molecular function: 2 iron, 2 sulfur cluster binding; 2-methylcitrate dehydratase activity. Gene Ontology annotation, cellular component: mitochondrion. The record is from RefSeq and is a predicted model, not a curated record.